AUGCGCAAAGGAGCUCCGGACGAAUUUAUUAAAUUGGUGGAGAAUCAGUAUAUGGGAGCAUUUACCAGCCUAUCGUAUGCUGAUAAGAGUUCGUUGCUGAUCAAACUGAAGAAGGGAGUGAAACAAGGCGAUUCGAUCUCUUCAAUAUUAUUCAACCUAGUACUCGAUGAACUUUUCGAGAUACUAGGCGAUCGCUUUGGAUAUAAUCUCGAGGGAGUGGGAAAGGCAAAUGCCAUGGCAUUCGCUGAUGAUUUGGCAUUGGUGUCUGGCUCUAGAAUCGGGCUACAAUGUUUACUGGAUACAACAGUCGACUUUUUAGCAGCGAGAGGAGGUAAAAAACCAAAAGUGGCUACACAGCCAAUGUUUGACGUGAAAGGAGAAAGUAUCUCGAUGCUAGGCUAUUCCGACACCGUUAAAUACCUUGGGAUUCAAUUUACAUCAUUAGGUGCAGUGGACAGUAAAGUUACAGUGGAUGCUAUUAAAGCAUCACUGAAAGCGUUGAAAGUAUCUGCUCUAAAGCCACAUCAAAAACUGUAUAUGCUUCGGUUCCAUCUGGUACCACGACAUUUGGCGCAGUCUCGGGUUCCGCUCGGGCGAACUCGGAUUGAUGGCGGUGCGGUGUGUGGAAGACAGUCUGAAGAUGGUGACGACGUUCAUGCAUAG
Messenger RNA from Didymodactylos carnosus, 663 nucleotides. The record is from the annotation of a GenBank genome assembly. NCBI's taxonomy places the organism in Eukaryota, Metazoa, Rotifera, Eurotatoria, Philodinida, Philodinidae.